Messenger RNA from Pyricularia grisea, 2243 nucleotides. RefSeq lists its product as uncharacterized. The record is from RefSeq and is a predicted model, not a curated record. The transcript is spliced from 5 exons. Lineage: Eukaryota; Fungi; Ascomycota; Sordariomycetes; Magnaporthales; Pyriculariaceae. The coding region runs from base 1 to 2157 and encodes 718 amino acids.
AUGGCUUCCUCAACCAAGCCCGCUGCAGGCUAUCCGGGUUUUGGUCUGCCCCUCAGGUAUUUCCCCGAAGGUAAAAGGGGCUAUCGAUACGUAGGGACGUAUCCUCUCGGUAUCCAUGAAGACAAUGUAGGCUGCGACUCUGGCAUGAUCCAGGUCCGCGAGGUGGCCAUGAUGUCUGUCAUGGACCGAUUGACCGAUAAGCCCGAAUGGCACCGCAAGGUCUGGAACGAGGAAAUUGUUACCAAUUGGCGCCGGGAGGCCUUGGAGAUUCCGGACUCGGAAUUCUGGGAUCUGGCGACGAGGAACAAAUCUCUUGCCAAGAUGAAAAUGUAUAGGGAUGGGAUCGAGGUUCCAGCGCCUUCUUUGGGUGUUCCGCACGAUAAGCCGCCUAAAGGUAUUAUGAAUGAGGCAACUUUUGAUUGCUGCAUCCAAGAGCUCCGAUAUAAAGCCAAGUAUUUCGAGAAAACCGGCGUCAUCCCCACGCUGGAUGCCUUUGCAUCCGUCGCCAAGUCCGACUCACUUGUGUCCCCAGAUCUCCAAGCCGAGCUCAAAAAGGCGUUUGACCGCCUGGAAGGAGAUCAGGCCGCAAAUCCAGACUGGCACCCAGGCUCAGACCAGAAGGUGCUAGACCUGAUCCAUCCAUCCCUGUAUCUUCUCGUGUAUGGACGAACGAGGGUUCUCGACGAGGAGCGGGUUGGAGUUGAGGAUGCUGUGAAAACCUGGGCCGGCAAGGGGAAUAUCAUUCCCGAGCAAGCUCAACCGCCGACGACGGAGAACGGUCCCCCUUGGGUAUACGGUAGACUCAGUGGCCCUGCCUACACAUUUAGCGGCGACUCUUCCCCGUUCUGGUCGUAUCAGUACCAGUGGCUUCCCAGUAACAUGCGUUUCCAAGAAGACGGCAGUCUCAAGUUUACCAGUUAUAUCAACAACCUCCACCCAACCAGGUAUCCUGAGAUCUACAGGGCAAUUGAGAAGCUUGCCACGAAAGCUUUACCGCUGUGGGACCAGUGCUUAGCAGUCAAUGCCGGUCCUGGAAAGAAGACUGGUCCCGGAAGGCUGGAUAUGCGGCUGCCGUUUGAAGGUGUCGACGACAAUGUAGAUCCCGGAAUAUGGUCAGUCGCUUUUGAAGCCAUGGGUGACAUGGAAAAUAAGCCCGCAAACUUGAAGAAGCCCAACAUCACCCAUAACAGGUCGGAAAACGAUCAAGACGGCGAAGAGAGCGAAGAUAUCGAAGAGAGUGAAGAGGAAGAGGAUGAAGAUGAGAAAGAGGAGAGGCUGCGCGCAAUGUGGGAAAAUAUCCGCAACCCCAUCUUCCCAGAUCCAGAGUUCAGUUCCGUGGACUACGAGUCAAAAAUUGGUACCAGGCUGGUGGAGAAGUACAAAGACUCGGGCCUCCAGGUCAUUGUGAAGAUGGCAUCUAUAAAGCUGACUCCGGAAAACCCCGAGUUUACCGGCGGAGCCUGGCAUGUCGAGGGCCAGAUGAACGAACGCAUCGUCGGAACCGCUCUGUACUACCUCGACAGUGAGAAUGUAACUGAGAGCUGCCUCGAAUUUCGCAUGUCAACCAAUGCUGUAUAUAUGAACGAGGACCUCAAGAUCGGGCAAGAUGCAUAUCAUUGGAUGCAAUGGGCGUAUGGUACUCAGCUUGGCCAGGGCAACGCGCCGGGCUUACAGAACUACGGCACGGUCGAGACCCGCCAAGGUCGUCUCCUCACCUUUCCCAAUGUCUUCCAGCAUCGCGUUCCAGCGUUUCGUCUCCAAGACUCAACCAAACCUGGGCACCGACGUUUCAUUGCUCUCUGGCUCGUGGACCCCACCAUCCGCAUCAUAAACACUGGCAUGGUGCCUCCACAGCGCCUGGACUGGUGGCUUGAAUCAGUGCUCGGGAGCCCAGAAAUGGUGGCCAAGUUGCCUUCAGACGUGCUCAAAGUGCUCAAGCGACACAGCAGCGGCAAUGGAAAGGGCAACGGGGGCUUCAGCCAGCUUCCACCUGAGAUAGUCGCCAUGAUCAUGGAGCAUCUGAAGCUGGAGGCUUUACCUAUGGGAGAAGAGGAGGCCAAAGAGCACAGGCUCAAGGUGAUGGAGAUACGCAGUGCUUUUGAGAAAAAUGUCGAUUCAGCAUGGCACCAUCGGACUUAUAGUUUCUGCGAGCAUUGAGCUAUUUAACCCCACUGCUUGCCUAGAGCUCUGUGAUCGGUCACCAAUCUGGGACUAGGUCUAGCCGGCAUGACGCGUUAGCUAGC